AGCUAUAGACAUCCCACCUGGGGAAUCGUCACUCACUGGGUAUAUAUAUCACCUGAGCAUCUUCCUACAGGAUCACUCAUCUCUUAUCUUUGUAGAGCUGUUAUCUCUGAUCAUUACAAAUUCCAUAAUGAAGUCCUCUCCUGUUAAUGUGAAGAAGAUGGUGGCUAUGAGCAAGAACACACCUCAAAGGACCAUGGGAAGAAACGUGAGGGCAAAAUACUCAAGCUAUAUCUACAGGGUAUUAAAACAGAGCAGUCCGGAGCAGAUCAUCCAUAUCUCAAAGGACAUAAUGGGUUCCAUAGCUUCUGAAGCUGCUAGACUUUGCCUGUACAACAAGAGAAGGACCAUCACAAAGCGAGAGGUUGAGAGCGCCAUGAAGCACAUCUUGGCUGGAGGGCAUCCUAAUUCUGCUGUUCAUGCUCCUGCAAGUCAAUGAAGAGAAUGUUUGUUUAUUUUUGUCUUAAUUUUGCUUUUUAAAUAUUGUGUAUAAUAAAACAUUUUAAA
This is a messenger RNA of Rana temporaria (common frog), 504 nucleotides long. RefSeq names its product histone H2B.2-like. Gene Ontology annotation, cellular component: nucleosome. Gene Ontology annotation, molecular function: protein heterodimerization activity; DNA binding; structural constituent of chromatin. The transcript has 3 exons. The record is from RefSeq and is a predicted model, not a curated record. Bases 128 to 436 code for a protein of 102 amino acids. NCBI's taxonomy places the organism in Eukaryota, Metazoa, Chordata, Amphibia, Anura, Ranidae.